This is a messenger RNA of Monopterus albus (swamp eel), 1211 nucleotides long. RefSeq names its product chromosome alignment-maintaining phosphoprotein 1. The record is from RefSeq and is a predicted model, not a curated record. The transcript has 4 exons. The coding region runs from base 177 to 1211 and encodes 344 amino acids. Gene Ontology annotation, biological process: attachment of mitotic spindle microtubules to kinetochore. Lineage: Eukaryota; Metazoa; Chordata; Actinopteri; Synbranchiformes; Synbranchidae.
GGAAAUGAGCAUCAACCUCUCAGCAAGGGAAAGCAGCGCUGUGGGUUCGGUCCAAACACGGAACUUUUAAUGCCCUAAAAUUAUUGUCCCGAGUGAAUUUCUCAUCAGGUCAGAUUGCGGAGUUUUAUUGCAUAUAAACACAGCCAGCGGUAGGGGCAGCCUCUGUAAGAGCAGCAAUGUCUGUCAUCAUACAGACUCGCAAUGAGGUGGGUGGUGGUGUUGCAGCCCACCUCCAGUGUCCCCACUGUGGUCAUUUGUCCAAGAGCCAUGCCCAACAGCUGUCCCACAUGGCGGCCACUCACCCAGCCUGCCUGGACGACACGGCGGUGGGUCACCUUGGCAACAUCCUGAUAUAUCAGAGCACCGCCCGGCUGUUCCACUGCUCCAGCUGCUUCUACACUUGCCGAGACUUCACUAAGCUGUAUACGCACAUCAUCUCCAAACACUGCAUGGAUGAGAGGGAGGGCGGAGUAGAGGGAGGAGAUGAUGGGAGUGAUGGGGGAGAGAAGGAAAAGAUGGGAGAGGAGGGGGAGGAGGAGCAGAAGGAGAAGAGAGGGAAGGACAACCUUAAAAGAAAGAGGACCAGUGAGGCUGAGGAGGAAGAAGGGGAGGGACACGAUGAAGAAUGUGAGUCCCAGAGGGAGGUGAAACCAGAUGAAGAAGGAGAGGAGAGCGGUCUGAUGCCAGACGGCGCUGGUUACCGCUGCCUGAUCUGUGGCUGGAAGAACAAGCUGAAAGCUCUGGGCGUCAACCACGUGGUGCGGAAACAUGACAUCCCAAAACCGUACGCCACCCAGGCCAUCAGACGAGACGCCGGCAUGCCCAAACAGAUGCAGAGCAGUGGGCCGGAGGAGGAGGAGCUGGAAGGGCUGAGUGGAGAGCUGCUGAAGGAGGAGAUGGAGGCUACGGCCAAGGUGAUCCGCUUCAUCUCCAACCGCUUCGUCUGUCUGAUCUGUGGCUGGAAGACCAAACUCAAAGGCUUUGCCAUCAGUCAUGUGGUGCGCAGCCACAACGUGGAGCGUCCCUACAGCUGCAAAGACUGCAAACACACCUUCUUCCUGCCCAGCCGAUUACAGCAGCACAUCAGAGAGGCUCACCGGCCCGGACGCUACGCCUGCCCCUUCUGCUGCUUCAGGUCACACUUCCUGGGAGGUUUCAGGAGGCACUGUAGCCGCUGCAACGUCCGGGAGGACGUGGGGCUUUUUGACUGA